AUGGCGCUCUCCUUUGCUGUCUUAUUGUUGUCUCUUCUCCUGCUCCACCAGCCAAGUGGUAUAAAUGGCCUGACCUGGGAAAACUGCAGGAGUGAUGACCAGAUUGUCACAUUGAAAACCAUUUCAGUUCAACCAGAUCCCAUUAGAUUAGUGGGGCAAAUCUCAGUCGAAGGCUCUGCCUAUUUGGGGAGAUCCAUUUCAUUUCUGGAGGCUGAACUGAGAGUGGAGAAGAAAUUUCUGUUUUGGUGGAAGCUUCCCUGUGGCGUCAUUGAAUGCACCUGUGAUAUAUGCCAGACUCUUAAUCUGGGAUCAAACUGUUCUCUCAGCAGUGGGUAUUUCAACUUCCCACCAACAACACUUAAUGUUCCACAACAAAAUCUCUCGUCAUUUUGGACUAAUGGCCAAUACAGAGUCACAGUUCUUCUGAAGAGUUCUGGAAAAAUUGUUGGCUGUGUUGAAAUGAACUUCAACAUUGAAAAUAAUUAG
Hypanus sabinus (Atlantic stingray) is the source of this 486-nucleotide messenger RNA. RefSeq names its product ganglioside GM2 activator (gene gm2a). The transcript is spliced from 4 exons. Gene Ontology annotation, molecular function: enzyme activator activity; lipid carrier activity. The coding region runs from base 1 to 486 and encodes 161 amino acids. Gene Ontology annotation, biological process: ganglioside catabolic process; lipid transport. Gene Ontology annotation, cellular component: cytoplasmic side of plasma membrane. The record is from RefSeq and is a predicted model, not a curated record. NCBI's taxonomy places the organism in Eukaryota, Metazoa, Chordata, Chondrichthyes, Myliobatiformes, Dasyatidae.